Triplophysa rosa is the source of this 495-nucleotide messenger RNA. RefSeq names its product protein tyrosine phosphatase mitochondrial 1 (gene ptpmt1). Bases 1 to 495 code for a protein of 164 amino acids. The record is from RefSeq and is a predicted model, not a curated record. Lineage: Eukaryota; Metazoa; Chordata; Actinopteri; Cypriniformes; Nemacheilidae. Gene Ontology annotation, biological process: protein dephosphorylation. The transcript has 4 exons. Gene Ontology annotation, molecular function: phosphatidylinositol-4,5-bisphosphate 5-phosphatase activity; phosphatidylglycerophosphatase activity; protein tyrosine/serine/threonine phosphatase activity.
AUGGAAAAGAUCAGCUCGAGACAAUGGUUUAAUCGUGUAGAUCAGACUGUCAUACUAGGUGCCCUUCCGUUCAAGUCAAUGACAGAGGAGUUGGUCCAAAAAGAGAAAGUAAGAGGUGUCAUUACCAUGAAUGAAGAAUAUGAAACUAAAUAUUUCUGCAAUUCAGCUGAGGAGUGGCAGACUGUAGGAGUGGAGCAAAUCAGACUCAGUACAGUGGACCUGGUAGGUGUUCCCAGUCUAGAGUACAUCCACAGGGGUGUGGAAUUCGCCUUAAAACACAGAGAGGAAGGUACCAGUGUCUAUAUUCACUGCAAGGCCGGCCGCUCACGCAGUGCAACUAUUGCAGCUGCAUACCUCAUCAGGCUACACGGCUGCACACCAGAGGAGGCAUAUAAGAUGUUGGCCUCAAUCCGGCCUCAUGUGCUGAUCCACUCAGGACAGAUGGAGAUGCUACAGAAGUACCAUAAGGAAGUGUUUUGCUCCGAGGCCAGAUAG